AUGCAGCAAAAUCUGAUCUGGACGGCCCUAGCGGGCGUGUGGAUUAUUUUGAUUGUCAGCCAAGCGAAAGAACAAUUUUAUUACGACAAUAGAACGAUAGAAACCGCGAUAAAUUAUCCAAUAACUCACGAUGAAUCAGUUUCGCCACCAUAUGAUUUGUCAUCCAGUUCGUCGAUCGCAUUAACCAGCUCACCGACUCGGAAUUCCAUUACCGUUAAAAGCUACCGUGUUAAUAUAACUUUGAAAACGCGUAAUCAAAUUUUCAGCGACACAUCAAAUUCAUUCGUUGAAAAAAUCGCGAUUCAAACCACAGCGAAUCCCAGCGAUAAAUUAAACGUGUUAUCAUACGCAUGGGUGAAUAAAUUUAAAACAAUUGACAGCAACCCAAAAACAACUCCUGAUGGUAUAAACCAAGAAAUGACCACGAUAAAAACUAAUUUUAUUGAAGCACCAAUGGACAUUUCUUCUGAGGUUAUUGCUUCGAUAAAAUCUUCCGAGCAACCGCAUCUGAUUCAAAGUCAUGAGAAUGUGCUCCAAGUUCCCGUCAAUAAAAUCACGCAUUCAGAAAGUAAACUCAAAAGUUAUAAAGAUAAAAAUGAAGCUGAAAAUAACAAUGAAUUCAAUUCUGUAGAUAAACAUGUUACAGAAACGUCAGAAAUGCAUAGUGCAUUAUUUUUAUCAAAAAAUGAUGAGCAAAAUGAGGAUUUAUCACCGGAAACUUAUACUGAGCUACAAGACCCGACUGUAAGUGCUAACAACACCUUAAAAAAGUUUAAGGAAGCAGAAAAUGAGCAUCAGAAACAGAAAAACAGAGUAUUGGGGAAUUUGUUUGGAAAGUUAGUACGUGAUAAACCGCCAACAAGCUCUGCUAAUGAAAAGUCUCGAAGUAACUAUUUGGAGGCAUUUGUUACCAGCAAACCAUUUGAGUUAAUGCCUUCGGAUGCUACCAUCUGGAAAGUUGAUAAAAAUAGCUCGAUAAAAUCUAACCAUUGGGAAUCGAAUUCUGCUAAUUAUUUCCCGAGCACUGACAUGGAUAAUGAUGCCGCCUACAGACCUUCUGUGACUGAUGUUCCCUUCACUGCAUCGGAAAUCAAUGAUGAGACCAAGGGAAGCGAUACGACGGAGAUCUCCAUCAAUGUGGAUGAAAGUGUAACCAGCCGGUUUGAAAUCAAUAGCCCUUCCUUGCUUUCGAGGAUUAGAGAGAAUGAUCCUGAGGAAGUGAUGGAAGGUUUAAGGCAGAAAAAAUCAGAGAAUCUGACGAAUCUCGUCCUUGACAAGACAAUAGCCAGUGAAACCUUGGGUGGUUGGAAUAACAAAGAGACAUUGCUACCAAAUAACCAAGUGACUGACGAAAAGCAGCUUCCGGAAGCUAAAUGGAAUUCCGGUACACCGCUGUCAGAAGUUUUGAGCUCCGGCUUGUUGAAUUCGAAGGCAGAGUUGCAAAGUUCGUUACCGCUGAACAAAACUUCGACAGAAGCUUUCAACUUGCGGAGCUUAGGAAUCAAUGCCACUGAAAAGGAAAGUCCUGAUGGACAUUCUUCACACAAUAACGCCUCUGGUGCUUUAAAGACCGAUUUUGAUCUGGGGUAUUAUGAGGAAAACGAAUUCCAAUUGUCUGGCACUUCAAAGGACUCCUUGGUGGAAGCCAAAGGAAAUAGCGAUCUUUUAGUGCUUGAUGAUACCAAAAGGAACUGGACUGUUGGCAGUGAAGGAAAGUCCAGUAAGUUGUUCUUAAAAGUGGGUUCUAAUUUGAAAAAAGGGAAUGAAACUAAUUUUGGUGCUAUGAAGAGCACUCAGACUGCAGCAGAAACAGGGAAAAUAAAGUCAAAUGGAAACCAAAGCCUCAACGCGGUAAAUCAAUGGCCGGUGAAGCACAGUGUUAUCGUCGAGGGUGAUUUGGUCCUGGGGGGCUUAAUGAUGGUCCACGAGAGAGAAGACACUAUCACGUGCGGUCCAGUUAUGCCGCAGGGCGGCGUUCAAGCACUUGAAGCUAUGCUAUUCACAUUGGAUUGGCUCAGCAAACAACAAUUUAUUCCGGGUGUUAAAAUUGGCGCGCACAUUCUCGAUGAUUGUGAUAAGGACACUUAUGGAUUGGAAAUGGCUGUUGAUUUCAUUAAAGUUAUUAUUCUGAUAGAUUGA
This is a messenger RNA of Cotesia congregata, 2139 nucleotides long. Lineage: Eukaryota; Metazoa; Arthropoda; Insecta; Hymenoptera; Braconidae. The record is from the annotation of a GenBank genome assembly.